Molecule: messenger RNA, 1701 nt
Organism: Ceutorhynchus assimilis (cabbage seed weevil)
Lineage: Eukaryota; Metazoa; Arthropoda; Insecta; Coleoptera; Curculionidae
Source: the annotation of a GenBank genome assembly
GAUUGUUGUUACUUUUUCGUUUUUAUUUUGAUUUAUUUUUGAAUUUUAAAUAAUUUGUGUUCAUUUUAAUAGGUUGAUCAGUUAGAGCUGAUAGUGAUUUGUGAGUUUGAUAUACUUAUUUAAACAUUUUAAUAUUACAAACAGGUUUGGGUUUGUGAUUGCAAUCACCGCAGCUAUUUGAGAAGCCCACCAAGUAUUUUUACUAAUAAUUUAUUAAACAAUCAUGAGUGAAGACAAAAAAUCAGUGCUCCAAGAAUACAAACUAGAGAGUGAUAACGAAUUGAGAUUCGAAGUGGAAACCAAAGGAGAAAAAGUGUAUCUCACCCUCAAAAACGGUCUCGCAGAAAUUUUCGGCACGGAAUUAGUCAAAGCUAAAACCUACGAAUUCACCGCUGGGGCUAAAGUUGCCGUUUUCACCUGGCAAGGGUGCACGAUUGAAGUCAAAGGCAAAACUGAUGUUAUUUAUAUUGCAAAAGAAACCCCUAUGGUGGUUUACUCGAAUUGUCAUGCAGCUUUAGAAAUUAUGCGUAGUGUAAAUGAAAAGAACAACAAACGAGGCCCAAUUGCUAUGGUAGUAGGACCUACCGACGUAGGAAAAUCUACUUUGUGUAGAAUAUUACUCAACUAUGCUGUUAGAAUGGGACGCAGGCCUAUUUUUGUUGAUUUGGAUGUCGGACAAGGGAAUAUUUCUAUUCCUGGUACAGUUGGAGCGUUAGUGAUAGAACGCCCUGCCUCAAUUGAUGAAGGGUUUUCUCAAGAGGCACCUUUGGUUUAUAAUUUUGGUCAUAAAAGUCCUGGAACUAACUCGAAAUUAUAUGGUAUGAUUACCAAUCAACUGGCGACCACUUUGAAGGAAAGAUUAGAAAUCAAUAAAAGAACUAAACAUUCUGGAGUGAUAAUUAAUACUUGCGGCUGGAUAAAAAAUGAAGGCUACAAACAAAUACUUCAAGCAGGAGAAGCUUUUGAAGUUGAUGUCAUUAUGGUUUUGGAUCAAGAAAGGUUGUACAACGAAUUGGUUCGAGAUAUGCCCAGUUAUGUUAACGUUGUGUUUUUGCAAAAAAGUGGCGGAGUUGUGGAAAUUUCAAAAAGCACACGCAGUGAAAACCGAGAUCAAAGAAUAAGAGAAUAUUUUUACGGAACGCCAAAAAACCAACUCUACCCUCAUCCGUUUGAUUUGAAAUGGUCUGAAAUUAAAUUGUUUAAAAUUGGGGCUCCACCAUUGCCCGACUCCUGUUUACCACAUGGUAUGAAACCAGGAGACAACUUAACGAAGUUGGUACCUCUAACACCGAAUGUUGGUAUACUUCAUCAUAUACUGGCAGUUAGUUUUGCAGAAAAGCCAGACGAUGAGGUUAUUUUAUCUCAUGUAAUAGGAUUUAUUUGUGUUACAAAUGUGGAUACAGAUAGACAAACAAUUUCAGUAUUAUCGCCUCAACCGAAACCUUUGCCAAAUCAUAUUUUAGUGCUUUCUGAACUACAAUUUAUGGACAGCCAUUAAAGUCGAGUUAUAUUUUUUUUAAAAGCAAUAAAAAAUUAAUUAUAUUAAUCACAGUCUUAUUAAAUAUUUUAAUCCAAAGUGAAAAUUCUUGCUGCAAUGUCACCAAUAAGCCAGUCGAUUCCUUCCAAUAGAUUCUCCCCAGUUACUGCACUGCACUGCACGAUUUUCCAGUGAUGUGUUUUGAUUUUAUCCAACUCCAAAAU